CACAACCACGUGUCAGCAAAGGAAAGACACCAGAUUUUUUUUUUCUAUUUUCUAUUUUCUUUUCUCUAUUUUUUUUUGUUUUCUCAUCUUCUCCGUCAUUCGGCGAAAUCCACCACCUCUUCUUUCGGCUUCUCCGUCAGAAACGAUCGACGACUCUGUCGAUCAUCACGGCGUGUCCUCCGUGUUCUCCGUCAGACGAGCACUCGAAAUCCACCGAGAGGACAUCAUGAUUUGGAUGCUGAUUACCGUCAGCUCUCCCACCAAACUCUCUCUUCAAUUCUUCUAUUUUAGAUAACUUCAGUCCACGACUUGAAUUACUUGUCUCAGAUGCUGUGAAGAGGCAGAUGACUAAGGACGGUGAAAAGCAUCAAAAGAUUUCAACCUGACGUUACCAUAUCAUGGAGAGACUAUUUCAUUAGAGGAAGGAGAGUUACUUGUGCUGCUUACAGAUGGUAGAAAGCUAAUGGGAACACUCUGUUCUUUUUGAUCAAUUGAGAAGAAGAGGAAGCCCGUCUCUAAGAUGCGGCUGCGUUGCUAAUUACACCAGAGACGAUUUCCCUCAUGACUUCGCUUUUGGAUCUGGAACUUCUGCUUAUCAGUGGGAAGGAGCUUAUGAUGAAGACGGGAAAAAGCCUAGCGUCUGGGACACUUACGUUCACUCUCGUAACUCUUUCUUUCUCUUUUCAUACCUUUGGACUCUAGUUCAACCGUUGCUCGCUCUUACACUCUAAACAUCAUCAAUCUUGCAUGUUAUAUACACUACGUAUUCACCAUAAUUAUUAUAGUGUUUCUUGACUCUACCAUCAAUUUUGGAUGUAUUCUUCGUAAAAUAGAAAAAAUAAAAUAAAAUGCUAUUCCAGGCACGAUUAUAGAGGUUGGUUAUUAACCGCUGACACAAUCUGCUACCUGCCUUUACCCGCAAGUUUCUUUCCCCUUUCUGGUCUGAAACUUCUGAAAAGUUCAAACCAUUUUCAAAUUAUUCCCCUUCUCGUCUUUACCCAACGGUCUCUAGGAAGUGGCCAAAAAUUCUCCGGGUUCUUCCCCCGACUUUGCUCGGAGGGACCGCCGGAAAUCGCCUUCUCACCACUGAGAACCACCUCCAGCCAUGAAAACCACCGGAAAGACCCUUUUCUGCACAAACCACCUCAUGUGAGGUGAAGCUAGGCACUAACUCGAUUUACAACUAGGAGGAACGGAUUCGUUUUCCAGUUGUUUUCUGUUUCUGGCCUGUGGCUUUCCCUACGGCUGUUUAUUGUGUGUAGUACAGAGUUGUACCCCCGAGAGAGGAGACUUCAAUCUUUGUAGAUUGACUAGUUCACAAUCUUCCAAAUCUCAAGAUCUGUUUCACAUCUCCUUCAGUCAACAACUAAGAUGCAUAAGAGACUCUCUUCUGCCGAAAAAGGAAAAGGACUAGCCCUAACCUCCCAAGAAGAGGCACCCAGGAAAGCUAGAGUACGAGUCACAACUGAGACUCCGGAUAACUCCGCUCGAUUCCGACAGCUCAACCUUACCUUGAUAGGGAAGGUAACAAACCCAUCAGUUCAAAAGGUCUGGACCCUCAUUCCUUUCUUCACCGACUUGUGGAAAACAGAGAGAAGACCUGUUGGCUCAGAUUUGGGUCAAGGCCUAUUCCAAUUUCAAUUUGAAGAAGAAGCUGACCUACUAGGGGUUUUGGAAAAACGCCCCUACCACUUUGCUAAGUGGAUGAUAAUAUUGCAAAGAUGGGAGCCAACUAUCUCCCCGUCGUUCCCAUCACUCAUACCUUUCUGGAUUAAGGUUCAAGGAGUCCCGCUUCACCUAUGGACUGAGGCCACUAUCAAGUCCAUAGGAGAGGACAUUGGAAUGUCCGAAUCACUCGAGAUUACUUCUCUGGCCAUCCGAAUGAGAGUUCAUGUCAACGGAAGACUCCCAUUAAUCAAGUCUUCAGUAAUUGAGUAUGACAAUGGAGAUGAGGUCAUAGCAACACUGGUCUACGAAAGACUUGAAAAACAUUACUCUCAAUGCAAUAGACUGGACCAUGAGCUCAAAGAUUGCCUCGAAGCAAAGGCACUAAAGAAAGCAAGGGCUCUUGCGGCACCAGAACUCUCUACAGGGAGCUACUAUAAGGAAGACAGAUCAAGAGAAAUGAUGGCCCACUCUCUGCAACAGACUCCCCGUAACUCUGGAAACUAUCGCCCCAAAGAAACCUACCAAAACAGAAGAGAUCUGAGAUAUGAGGUCCUCGACCGUAGGCACCAACGCCUAACAAAAAAUAGGAGUAUCAGUAGGAAUUUAAGAUACAAGAGGCAGGAAUGGCAACCAAAAAACGCUAAUAGCUUACGUAACUUGGGAAGAGAGGACUCCCGAGAUAGAAGAGAUACCCACUCCGCGUCUCAGAGUUGA
Messenger RNA from Brassica oleracea var. oleracea, 2382 nucleotides. RefSeq lists its product as uncharacterized. The record is from RefSeq and is a predicted model, not a curated record. The transcript has 6 exons. NCBI's taxonomy places the organism in Eukaryota, Viridiplantae, Streptophyta, Magnoliopsida, Brassicales, Brassicaceae. The coding region runs from base 1372 to 2382 and encodes 336 amino acids.